This is a messenger RNA of Dioscorea cayenensis subsp. rotundata (Guinea yam), 1759 nucleotides long. Its product is annotated as tryptamine hydroxycinnamoyltransferase 1-like. Bases 100 to 1404 code for a protein of 434 amino acids. The transcript has a single exon. Gene Ontology annotation, molecular function: acyltransferase activity, transferring groups other than amino-acyl groups. NCBI's taxonomy places the organism in Eukaryota, Viridiplantae, Streptophyta, Magnoliopsida, Dioscoreales, Dioscoreaceae. The record is from RefSeq and is a predicted model, not a curated record.
CCAAAGUAGUUCACCACCUUUAAAUGAUCAUCUCUAUCUUCUCUGCCAUUCACACAAACACAAAAACAAGCACCAAUAAUAUUCAAAUCCCACAAAUUAAUGGAAGUGAAAGUAACAAGCACCACCAUCCUCCCAAGUCCCACCUCUCACCGUUCCGACAUUCCCCUCACCAUCUUCGACCGCUUCGCCGCCAACAUCCACAUCUCCGUCAUCUACGCCUUCACUCCUCCCACCCCCUCCAACGCCGACCUCAUCACCGCCCUCUCCAAGACCCUCGUCCACUUCCCCACUCUCACCGCCAACCUCUCCACCGACUCCCAUGGUCGUCCUUGUGUCUCGGUUGGAGGCCCCAAUGAAGAUGGAGGUGCACUCGUUGUUGAAGCUACUGUCUUAUCUAAACUAGAAGAUCACCUACCUCUCACUCCCUCACCAGACUUCAGGCUUCUUCACCCUGAUGCUGAAAACCCAAAGAACUUGCUCCAAGUACAGCUCAACCGAUUCCAGUGCGGUGGGCUUGUCAUUGGCCUCACCUCGCACCAUCGCGUCGCCGAUGGCAGGUCAAUGUGCGCCUUCACAAUUGCAUGGGGAAAGAUAUUACGUGGUGUUCCCAUUGAUCCACUUCCAUUCUAUGAUCAGCCGUGGCUCAAGCCUCGGGAUCCCCCUCUGGUGCAGUUUGAUCACUGGGGGAGUGAAUUCAUCCCUCUAACUCCUCAACCAAAUGAGUUUAUUAUCACUCGGACUGAUGUUGAUCCUAGUGAGAUUACCAACUUGUUGUUGCACUUCUCUCCAGAGUUUAUCAUGAAGCUCAAAGCUCAGACCAAUAAAUUAAGCACUGAUAAACACACCACAUUUGAGACACUGUUAGGGUAUCUAUGGAGGAAGAUGACCAUAGCACGCCAGUUGGAUGAUGAGGAGUGUACCACGCUGAGUGUGUCAGUGAAUGGCCGGCGUAGGUUACAGCCUACAGUGCCACCAGAGUUUUUUGGUAACUUGGUUCUAAAUGCAUAUCCGAAAGCAAAAGCAAAAGCGUUGAUCGAAGGAGGGGCCGCGACGGCAGCAGGGAUUGUUCGUGAAGGACUGAGGUUCAUCGGAGAAGAUUAUUUCCGGUCGUUUAUUGACUUUGGUGAGGUUUUUGGUGAUAGAGAUCUUGUACCUUGCUUUGAAAAAGAUGGCAAUGUGCUUUCACCGAAGAUAGAGGUUGAUGGCUGGUUAGGGCUUGGGUUUGAUGAGGUUAAUUUUGGUGGAGGUGGGAAGCUGUGUGCUUUUUUGCCUACAUGGGUGCCUUUAGAAGGGUUGUUAAUCUUCAGCCCUUCUUUGUCUCAGGUUGGCGGUGUGGAUGUUUUUGUUUCUCUACUUGAAAAGCAUGCAGCCACGAUGAGGGAGAUAUCUCACUCUUUGGAUUAGCGUUGUGGGUGUUUGUCUUUUUGGUUUGGUUCUUUUAUGAUUUUUGAAUAAACUCUUUUGGUAUAUGAUCAAGCUGCAUGCAUGCUCCACCUUUCCCCAAGAAAAAAAAAAAGAAAAAAAAAGGGAAGAUGCAUGCAUGAUGCAUCCUAUAGACUACGGAGUGUUGCUUUGUCUUUGCUCUAGAUUAGAUAGUCGUUGUGGAAUUUAAAAAAGUCUUGGAACGAGGUGUUUGAAGUCAACUUUGUGCUUUGGAGUUAACAACAAUAUUAAUAAAAAUUUACUAAAGGCCAACUGGGAAGGCAAUUCGCAGUGCAUGCACGUACUAUUUAUGCACUGUUAAUCAGAACCUGGUAAG